AUGUCCAACACUCCCCUUCCCGUGCCCUCAAAGGCAGCCGUAAGGGCACUCCGCGGCCUCGCCUUUGGGACGACAUGCACCCUCGCUUUGGUCACCGAAGACCGCCGCCGCCGCAUCAACACUGCACGAAGUGCAAUCAACAACGGCGAGAAGCUGCGGUCGGCCAAGCAGUACCAUACCGGAGGCACGGCGUUCGCGGUUGCUCUGGAGGAAGAAUUCAUCGUCGAGUCGAACCCGAUAUACUGGAAGCGCUAUGACCUGCCUCAGAAGCUCCAAGGCCCUGCCCGACGGGAGUCUACCUCAAAGACUCACUCCGCAGAACCCUCCCCAACAUCCCCAACACGGACAAGGAGCAAGAGCCCUCAACGUAUUGGACGCCAAGCGCAGCAUACGCAAUUGCCAACAGUCGACCCCUUGAAAGUCGCCAUACCAAACAUCUUUGCCCCUACCUUGUCCGAACCCACACCGCCCAUAUUUCAAUCAGCGAUGAGCCAUCAGAGACUUGUAUCACAACAAGAGUUGAAAGACGGCGCGGCACGACUGAAUCCUGAUGAGCUUGUCGCGCAGCUUUCAAAGUUGGCCGAUGCCACUGAUCUCAAGGGGCUCAAUGCUGCUAUGCGAUCCCUAGCAGUGGCAUUCUCCAUGGAUCAGCUCCCACAAUCAACUUUACCCCAACUAUUCGAGAUAUCCUCUCGGUUGUGCGUGGCAGCUCAGCGAUACGGGGUCACUGAGCAGGCACAAGAGAUACUGCAGUUGGCCGUUGAACGGGGACCGCUCGACGAGCAGAUGUACCACGCCCAUGAGCCCUUCCCUGUGAUCAAAUCUCUGAUUCCGGAGAAAUUCCCCAGCGGCUCAGCUGCAACGCCUCUCACCACGCGUCUUCAACUCGCCAUUGCCCUUUUCCUCCCCAAAUUCACGCAACCUUGUCAUUUGCCCAGCCGCGAGCUGUUUGAUGUCGCGGGUGCCCUCUUUGAGGCUGCUAUCUCGGCCAAAUAUCGUCUCGGCAUGCAGCAAAUCUGCCGGAGGAUGAUCGCAUACCAGCGUGUUCCAAGCGACCUUUUCCAGACGAUCUUGACAUCUUUACACAAGGAGCAAGAGCACAAACUUGCAGUCAAGUUAUUCGGUCUUCUAACACCUGAGGACAGUCUUGGUGACGACGCUCUGUGUCAGAUUGGCGACGCGAUUGUUGACUCAGUCUCGAACGUCCAUGGCUAUCGAGCAGAGACAGUUCUCAGAAGGCUCUUUGCCCUUCGGGGAGAGAAUCAGCCAUUACGGACUAGCUGGGUUACUCGACUUCUGUAUUGCGAGUGGGAAAGGGAUCACAACAUUGACGGCAUCGCACAACUGUUCCGUGACUUAUUCGCAGAAAGCAUCGCUCUCAAGGUGGUCCACCCGGACGGUGUAUACCGUGUUAUGAUCCAGAUCUACUUGGAAGCCGGCGCACAUGCCAAGGCCGACGAGCUCUUCCAUGAGCUCGUGCAGCUCGAUGCCACUUGCGAAACAGACUGCCGCCUCCUGGGCCUUUUUGCCCUGUCCAAAGCCAAAGCGGGGGACUGGGACGGAGUUCGGGACAGCUUUACCACCAUGAGGCGUCAUACCGCGUUCUCAGCAUUAGACAGUGACAAGAUCUUUGUCCCGAUCUUGAAGGUAUACAAGCAGAGUCACACCAUCGGAGAGACUGAGGCCUUCCUCAAAUCCUACAUUGACGGCAUGCAAGUACCUGUCUCACGCCACAUGGUCGCGAUGAUAGCAAACGAGUACGGCGCCGUCCACGACAAGACGGCAUUCAUCAGCUGGCUCAGGUAUUGUGCCAGUGCAGGCUUCAGCAUUAAUGCUGCGUUCAGCAACUCUAUCCUCCUCAACUGCCAGAAACAUUGGAACUUUCACUAUCCCGAGCUACGCAGUCUCCUCUUUAGAAUGCGCCAGCUGAACCCAGAGUCAGAGGACCAAGUCACCCAAAGGAUCAUGAUGAACGCCGCUGUCCGGGAUGCGAAGAUGUCAGCAAACGGUGGGCGAUGUGUCAUGGGGAAGGUAGCCUCUUUGGGUGCCAAGCUAAGCGGUUCCUCAGCUUCGCGGAAGUGCAACGACGAAUACGAUGUGCUUCUGACGAUGAAGCAGGCCAUGGUGCGGGGCAAGUCGAGCCGCGCCAUCGCUGCUUACAAGCAGGCGAUUGCAGCAGGGCUACCCCACAAUGAAGAGUGUCUCAGGGCGGCCGUAGUUGCCUCCCUGACUGGGAACAAGGACGACAGAUUCUGCGUGGUGGACCUGAUGAGAGAGGCACAGGACGCCGGCCAUGACAUCAGCGCUGCUGCGAUUCCCCUUCUUGUGGCCCAGCUGGAUGCUGUGGACCACCGGGUCGGCAAGCAACACAGUUUCCAAGGCCUCAAGGAGAAGUUGGGCGAGUUCGAGAAGCUGCAACUCGAGCUGUCCGACUUUGCUCUGAACCGGGCAGCUCUUCACCUGUGCAAGGCCAAGCACUACAGCGGGGCCGUUGCGUUCGCGCUCUCGGCGGCAGAGAGGGUCGGCAGGCGCCCUGGGUACAACAACUACAACUUCUCGGUCCUGAUGUGGGCAUACGGCGCUGCGCGGGACGUCGAGGGGCUCGCGGUGGUCAUCGCUGGUGCGGAAGAGGCCUGCAUCAGAGAUCAGAUGUGCUACACGGCCAUGAAGAGGGCGCGGCGGCUGCUGAGGGCCUCGUCCGACCAAGGGGCCGCCCGCAAGGGGCUGGAGGCCAUCGCCGCCGGCCUGGAGAGGUCUCGCCUGGGCAGGCAGACCCUCGGCUCGGAGAGGCAGGAGCUCAACGCCGUCGCCCUCGAGAUCAUGGCGCAGGCAGCCCAGGAUGCCGCUCGCGAGGGGAAGCAGGCCGGGUCUGUGCCCGCGCCGUGGACCUUGAAGAAGUACGAUGCCGAGAGGGCCAGCCUGGGCUCUGACCUGGACGAGGAUCUCGGUUUCAGGGACGUGCAUUCACAUUCAGACGGGUCCGAUAUUGAGUCUACGUCUGUCAAGGCUGAGCCGCUGGCUGCUACUGGGUAA
Messenger RNA from Thyridium curvatum, 3033 nucleotides. RefSeq lists its product as uncharacterized. The record is from RefSeq and is a predicted model, not a curated record. The transcript has a single exon. Lineage: Eukaryota; Fungi; Ascomycota; Sordariomycetes; Thyridiales; Thyridiaceae. Bases 1 to 3033 code for a protein of 1010 amino acids.